Molecule: messenger RNA, 260 nt
Organism: Phaeodactylum tricornutum CCAP 1055/1
Lineage: Eukaryota; Bacillariophyta; Bacillariophyceae; Surirellales; Neidiaceae
Exons: 2
Coding region: 17-220 (67 amino acids)
Biological process (GO): translation; maturation of SSU-rRNA; ribosomal small subunit assembly
Cellular component (GO): cytosolic small ribosomal subunit; ribosome
Molecular function (GO): structural constituent of ribosome
Source: RefSeq, a predicted model, not a curated record
UCGAGCAAAGUUCACAAUGGAUCAACCCGUGAAACUUGCCAAGGUUAACCGUGUGCUUGGUCGCACCGGAAAUACUGGAAAUGUGACUCAAGUUCGUGUCGAAUUUAUGGACGCCGAAGGAGCUGGCCGCUCGAUUGUUCGUAACGUAAAGGGGCCGGUCCGGGAAGGCGAUAUUCUUUGUUUGCUCGAAUGGGAGCGAGAAGCCCGUCGUCUUCGAUAAAUACUAGCACUGAACCAAAUUAAAAUUCGGAAGAAGAGAA